Messenger RNA from Cylicocyclus nassatus, 1062 nucleotides. NCBI's taxonomy places the organism in Eukaryota, Metazoa, Nematoda, Chromadorea, Rhabditida, Strongylidae. The record is from the annotation of a GenBank genome assembly.
AUGUUUCUGGAAUGGCCCAAAUAUGAAUCCCUGCGUGGAUUUGUCCAGCUCAAAAAGAGUUUCAUAUUGAAUAAGUUUUUCUUGACCGCAGCUAGUUACAGGGAUCAACCAAAUGUCAGUAGAGACGUCCGGAAAAGCUGGCGUGGAGUACUAGUUCGAUGCACAUCGAGACUCAACUUCACUGCUUACUUCAACGAAGGCAUAUAUUUGGACUUUGUUGAGAAGAAUGUGCCCACUUACACUCCGCAGGGAAAAUUUGAUCAUACAGAAGUCAUUGCCGAAGAGGUAAUGAGAAGGAGAGAUAUCCUUUGGGAUAACGCCAAUAAUAGGCUCCCGAAUUUGAACGCAAGAAGAUCCGCGGCUUGGAAGCAAGUUAGGAACGGUGUGUUUACGAAAUGUGAUAGAGACAUGACAGUUGACCAAAUCAAAAGUUACCGCACGGGAACAGGCGGUGGUGUCGACAUGGAGCUCGAGAGAGCCAUAGGAAGGGGGAUGGCAAUGAUGUCAGAGAAUGACGACCAAAUAGCAAAAUCACUUGGACGCGAAGCAAGUUUUUGCGGAUUGCGAUCCGCAGAAAGUACUGUUUGUGCAGACGAGCCGGCCUCCAGCAGUCAACAACUUCACGCAGAGCCCACAUGCGCACUCCCUCCAGAUCCCUCAAAGGAUUGUGAGCAUUCUUCCACAGAAUUAUACCACCAACUUUCCACGUUUGAAAGUGAGACGGAUGAUGACGAAAUUGUACCACCACGAAAAAAACCCCGCAGAACCCAACAUCAGUUUCUCGAAGAGCAAAGAGAAGUACUUCGAAUGUUCUCAUCCGUGAAAGACGUCUCAUGUUCUCUGCCUGUACCACCCGAGACCAAAGAGUAUCCGCUAUUCAUCCCAACCGAUAGUGCUAGUGAUAGGCAAGAUAAAGGAGAUUUGAGCAAAGAAUCUCUCCUGCCUUAUACGAUGUCGUUUUAUCGCAAGCGCAUGAGAGAUUUGAGGGCUGCGGAUAGCGGAUUAGAGAGAAUAGAUAUGACGACUGAUACUGCACAUCGACAGAAGUCGAGAGGAGGUUAA